AGCCACGACUAUGCUACACGCAUUUGAUGGUCAACAAUGUAAUGUUUUUAAUUCUAAUAAUAAUAAUAAUAAUACUGCGCCCAAUCCAUCUCCGGAGAGGAAACAAUGGCGAUCUCAUCUUCCGUUUUGCUCUCCCUCUUCAUUCUUCUGCCGCCUAUCAUACCUAAUUCGCUUGCUCAAUCCAACAGUAAUAUAAGCCUGGGCUCCUGCCUCACCCCCAUCGGCGACAACACCACCUGGCGCUCCCCCUCCGGGGACUUUGCCUUCGGCUUCCGCCCCCUCGACACCGACCCCAACCUCUUCCUCCUCGCCAUCUGGUUCGACAAGAUACCCAACAAGACCACCGUUUGGUACCUCGGAGGCGGCACCCAGCCGGUGCAAUCUGGAGACAAAUUGCAGCUCGUCUCCAACGGGUACCUCUCCCUCGAGGACCAAACUGGUCAACAGAUAUGGACCAGCGGAACAGGCAGCACCGCCGACUACGCCGCCAUGCUCGACACGGGCAACUUUGUGCUCGCCAGCUCUGACGGAUCAAUCUCAUGGCAGAGUUUUGACAAUCCGUCUGACACCAUAUUGCCUUCCCAAGUGCUCAGCCAGGGUAGCAUGCUCCGAGCCCGGCUAAUGGACACCGAUUAUAUGCCCGGGAGGUUUAUUCUCAGCGUCCAACAGGAUGGAAAUCUUGUGUUCUAUCCAAUCGUGCAGCCCUCCGGAUUCUCGUACGAUCCAUACUGGGCAAGCCACACCGUCGGCAUCGGAACGAAGUUGGUCUACAAUGAGACGGGCAGCAUCUACCUGGCUCUCGCGAACGGCAACGACUUCCCAGUCGUCUCUGCGGGGAGCUACUCGCUGUCUAUGUUCUACCAAAGAGCGACGCUUGAUCCCGAUGGGGUCCUCCGGCAAUAUGUGUAUCCAAAGAACAGCACGAACGGAGGGUGGUCGGCGGUGGACCUCCAACCUCUGGACAUCUGUCAGGCGAUGUUCACGGAAACUGGGAGUGGCGUCUGCGGGUUCAACAGCUACUGCAAGUUAAACGGAAACCAGAGCGUGGAUUGUGAGUGCCCGCCUCACUAUUCCUACCUGGAUCCGAGCCGAAAAUAUAGAGGUUGUAAGCCUAAUUUCGCGGUGCACAAUUGCCAUGCAGAGGGAACAGAGGUGGAUCAAGGAUUGUUCGACACGGUUGAGCUAAAAAAUGUAGAUUGGCCUUUGGCAGAUUAUGAGCAUUACCAACCCCUCAAUAAUGAACUUUGCAGGAAUAAUUGCUUGAGCGAUUGCUUCUGCGCUGUUGUGGUGUAUAAUGAUCAGGACUGCUGGAAGAAGAAGCUCCCUCUGUCCAACGGAAGGGUCGGCAGUUACGUCCAAAGAACACUUCUAGUCAAAAUACCGAAAGGGAACUAUUCGCAGAUACAACCUGCUACUCUUAUGCCCGCGAAUAAGAAGAACGAUAAGAGGACUUUGAUCUUGGUGGGUUCUGUGCUUCUAGGGAGCUCUGCAUUUUUUAACCUUCUUCUCAUCGCGGCAAUCAUUUUCAUCACCUUUUACGGCUUCCGCAUUCGAAGAAAUGCGAAGCUAGGUCCCGACCUGAGCACGGUCGGGCUAAGUCUCCGCUGCUUUACCUACAGAGAGCUCGAGAAGGCAACAAACGGGUUCAGAGAGGAGGUCGGCAGCGGCGCCUCCGGUGUGGUGUACAAGGGAUACUUGCAGGACAAAUACGACACCUGUAUCGCAGUCAAGAAAAUUGGCAAGGCCUUGCCUGAGACAGAAAAGGAGUUUGCAGUUGAAAUGCAGGCGAUCGGGAAGACCCACCACAAGAACCUUGUCCGACUGCUCGGCUACUGCAAUGAAGGAAAAGAGCGGCUUCUAGUCUACGAGUUCAUGAGCAACAGAUCAUUAACCCAAUUCCUUUUCAAUGGUCCAAGGCCGGAUUGGAACCGUCGAGUCCAGAUCGCACUUGGGGUCGCAAGGGGCCUGCUAUACUUGCAUGAAGAGUGCAGCACUCGGAUCAUCCACUGCGACAUAAAGCCUCAAAACAUACUACUCGACGAAAAUUUCGUCGCAAAGAUCUCGGACUUCGGCUUGGCAAAGCUUCUUAAGACGGACCAAACUCAGACGAACACCGGCAUCAGAGGGACGCGAGGGUAUGUUGCGCCCGAGUGGUUCAGGAACGUGAGAAUCACAUCCAAGGUGGACGUCUACAGUUUUGGGGUCAUUUUACUGGAGAUCAUAUGCUGCAGAAGGAACGUGGAAGCGGAGAUUGGCGACGAGGAGCAGGUAAUACUGACGUAUUGGGUGAAUGACUGCUACAGAGAAGGGAGGGUGGACUUGGCGGUGGAUGGCGACGAAGAAGCCACGGCCGACAUGAAGAGGGUGGAGCAGUUCGUAAUGGUGGCUUUGUGGUGCGUACAAGAAGAGCCGUCGUUGAGGCCUACCAUGCGAAAGGUGACGCAGAUGCUCGAAGGAGCCGUGGAUGUUCCCAUGCCCCCUGAGCCUUCAUUAACUUCUGGCACCAGCUGUAGAUAAUUUAGAGCUGCUUCUGCCCUGAGAAUGUCUUAGAAUAAAAGCUAGUUGUAAUCACGAGGGCUUCAAUCUUAAGAAUUGAAAUGUACGUUCAAGUCUUAAUCAAAUGCAGAGUACAUCAGGCUAACUAAGCCUCUUGAAUGUAAUGAAAGCUAGUACUCUCUUGUAUCUUUUCCACCGUCCGUAAAUUUGCUCACUAGAUCUUAUUUUUGUUCCCUUGCAAGCAACAUGCAAAAUACAUUGUUAAUUAAGCCUA
This is a messenger RNA of Ananas comosus (pineapple), 2770 nucleotides long. RefSeq names its product G-type lectin S-receptor-like serine/threonine-protein kinase LECRK1. The record is from RefSeq and is a predicted model, not a curated record. Gene Ontology annotation, molecular function: protein serine/threonine kinase activity; ATP binding. Lineage: Eukaryota; Viridiplantae; Streptophyta; Magnoliopsida; Poales; Bromeliaceae. Gene Ontology annotation, biological process: protein phosphorylation. Bases 106 to 2517 code for a protein of 803 amino acids. The transcript has a single exon.